Molecule: messenger RNA, 840 nt
Organism: Acanthosepion pharaonis
Lineage: Eukaryota; Metazoa; Mollusca; Cephalopoda; Sepiida; Sepiidae
Source: the annotation of a GenBank genome assembly
AUGUACUCGCUUUUUCUCUGUCUCUCACUGUCUUUCUCUGUCUUUCUCUCUCUUUCUCUCUUUUUCUCUCUUUUUCUCUCUCUUUCUCCUUUUUCUCUUUCUUUCUCUCUCUUUCUCUCUCUUUCUCUCUUUUUCUCCUUUUUCUCUCUUUUUAUCUCUCUUUCUCUCUUUUUCUCCUUUUUCUCUCUCUUUUUCUCUCUCUUUCUCUCUUUUUCUCCUUUUUCUCGCUUUUUCUCUCUCUUUCUCUCUCUUUCUCUCUCUCUUUUUCUCCCUUUUCUCUCUUUUUCUCUCUCUUUCUCUCUUUUUCUUUCACUUUCUCCUUUUUCUCUCUCUUUAUUGCUCUUUCUCCCUCUUUCUCUCUUUUUCUCCUUUUUCUCUCUUUUUCUCUCUCUUUCUCCUUUUUCUCUCUCUUUCUCCUUUUUCUCUCUCUUUAUCGCACUUUCUCUCUUUUUCUCCUUUUUCUAUCUUUUUCUCUCUCUUUCUCUCUUUUUCUCUCUCUUUCUCCUUUUUCUCUCUCUUUCUCUCUCCUCUCCUUUUUCUCUCUCUUUCUCCUUUUUCUCUCUCUCUCUCCUUUUUCAUUUAUCCACCCUGUUCCUUUUUCUAUAUCUUCCACUUUUUUUCCUUAUCUCUUUCUCUAUAUUUUUCUUUAUCUCUCUCUUUUUUCGACCCUCUCUUUAUAUUUCCUCUUUCUCUCCCUCUCCGUCUCUUUCAAUCACUUUCUCGCUUUCUUUCUCUAUGUUUCUUUACCUUUUCCCCUCUCUUUCACACACCCACAAACUCACACAUGCAUACGUGUCCUCAAGCAAUAAUGCAUACACUUUCGUAUCAGUGAUGCAAUAA